Messenger RNA from Siniperca chuatsi (mandarin fish), 3930 nucleotides. It is a transcript of the gene peli2, whose product is annotated as pellino E3 ubiquitin protein ligase family member 2. The coding region runs from base 227 to 1528 and encodes 433 amino acids. Gene Ontology annotation, molecular function: ubiquitin protein ligase activity; protein binding. Gene Ontology annotation, biological process: regulation of Toll signaling pathway; protein polyubiquitination. The record is from RefSeq and is a predicted model, not a curated record. Lineage: Eukaryota; Metazoa; Chordata; Actinopteri; Centrarchiformes; Sinipercidae. The transcript has 6 exons.
UCCUCGCUGUUUUUGUAUCUGCUUCAGAGCGGAUUCAACCGCCAAGUAAGUUACAUUUUGCCAUGUCACGCUAAAGAAGUUUGAGACCAGUUUAUUUAUAGAAAACUGGAUUGGUGUGGGCACAGAGACAUAUGCCGCUGGAUAUAUGAACUGAAAUGAGAGCCUGUCGUGUUUUUUGACGGGAAUUCCGGGUGAUUUUUGAGCCGCUGUUUCUACUGUAUAGCUAAUGUUACACAGUGAAGCCAGAAGCCUAAUGUUUUCGUCAAGCCAAGAGGAGCACUGUGCCCCGUCCAAAGACCCAGUGAAAUACGGGGAGCUGGUGGUGCUGGGGUACAAUGGCUCUCUGCCCAAUGGAGAUCGAGGUAGACGGAAAAGCAGAUUUGCGCUAUACAGGAGGACCAAAGCCAAUGGUGUUAAGCCAAGCACUGUGCACAUCCUCAACACACCCCAGGCCAGCAAGGCCGUGAACUGUAAAGGCCAACACAGCAUCUCCUACACACUGUCCAGAAACCAGACGGUAGUGGUGGAGUACAGCCAUGAUAAAGACACAGACAUGUUUCAGAUUGGGCGUUCCACUGAGAGUCCCAUAGACUUUGUGGUGACUGACACAAUAGCCGGAGGCCAGGAGGGAGAGGAGACUCCGAUCACACAGAGCACCAUCUCCCGUUUUGCCUGCCGAGUUGUCUGUGAGCGUAACCCGCCCUACACUGCUCGCAUCUACGCAGCUGGUUUUGAUUCUUCCAAAAACAUCUUCCUUGGGGAAAAAGCCGCAAAAUGGAAGAACCCUGACGGUCACAUGGACGGACUAACAACCAAUGGCGUGCUGGUAAUGCACCCUAAGGGUGGGUUCACGGAAGAGUCGAAGCCUGGCGUCUGGAGAGAGAUCUCUGUUUGUGGGGAUGUUUACACACUGAGAGAGACCCGCUCAGCACAGACCCCAGGCAAACUGGUGGAGAUUGAGAGUAAUAUACUGCAGGACGGCUCCCUGGUGGAUCUAUGUGGAGCCACUUUGCUGUGGCGUACUGCAGAAGGCCUCUUUCACACUCCCACCCAAAAGCAUCUGGAGGCUCUCAGGCAGGAGAUCAACGCAGCGCGGCCCCAGUGCCCCGUAGGUCUCAACACGCUCGCCUUCCCCAGCAUGCAACGCAGCCGUGCCCUCUCCUCUCUGGAGGACAAGCAGCCUUGGGUCUACUUGGCCUGUGGCCAUGUGCACGGUUACCACAACUGGGGCCACCGUUCAGAGCAGGAGCCCAACACUCAGCGAGAGUGUCCCAUGUGCCGGGUGGUCGGGCCCUAUGUACCACUGUGGCUGGGCUGUGAGCCGGCCUUCUAUGUGGACACAGGUGCGCCCACGCAUGCCUUCGUGCCAUGUGGACACGUGUGUUCGGAGAAGUCAGUCAAGUACUGGGCGGAGAUCCCUCUGCCCCAUGGCACCCACGCCUUCCACGCCGCCUGCCCCUUCUGUGCCACCCAGCUCGGUCUCACUCAGGGCUGUUCCAAGCUAAUCUUCCAGGGCCCGGUGGACUGAGCUGAAGGGUCCUGCUCUGGCAAAGAAGAUUAGACAGGAAUGCCAACAUGCUGUGAAACUGUUCAGAUUAUUUUGUGCUUUCUUUUGUUCAUGUAAGCCAGCUGUGGAAAGGAGUAAGUCUUCUCAAGUUCUGGUCAUAUACUGUGGAUUCUGCACAACAGAGAGCCAUUAGAUUGUUCAGGGCCUCUUGUGGCUGUUUGGAUGGCCACUGUGGGAUACAGAGAUGUGGAGCACACUGGACCACAGAUGCCUGGCUCCUCCAGAAUGAAAUACUGUUUCAGCUGCCCCAAAAAACCUACCGCUUUAAAUAAGGCUCCAGCGCUGGGCUGUUUUAAACUACAAUGGCUGCUGGUUUUCCAUCAGAGGGCCAUAUAAUUAAAGUUGUAGAAGGAAUGAAUAGAUUUUACUUAUGAAUCAGACUGAACCAGAUAACAGUGGUGUAGUUUGGUCUUUUGGGAAUGAAAACUGUAGGAGGGUUUAUAGUUCAGUUCCUGGUGAGACAAAGUUUUUACAGAGCCAGACAGCUGGACUGUUGGCUGGGAGAAAAGCCAGGAGAAAGUUGGGGUCUAAUGGCUAACUAGUUAAGUGCUCCCCAUCGCCCUCUCGUCCCUGAACCCCUAAUGGCAUCUAGAUCAUGUAGCUCUCCAGAUUCGACUUUGAUUUGCUGAACAAACUUUAAGGAGGGGAAAAAGACUUGUAUAGAAAUAUAAUCCAGUGCCUCAAAUCCCAUUAAACUGUGGGAAUAUUUUUCAUAAAUGAGAAAAGAUAUUUUGUUGAAGGCAAAGGGAGAGAUAGUUUUGCAUACAUAAGACAUAAGGAAAUGACAACCCACAUGUAUUCUUCUCCACAUUUUUAUCUGACAGAAGAGGUAUUUUACUACACUGAGGCCCUUGUACUGUUUUGUAAUGCAAAUGUUAAUAUAUUUUUCUCCUGUGUGUGAGAAUGUUUGAGUGUGUGUGCAUGCAUGUGUGAUUGUGUGUGUGGGUUGGACUGUGUGGGUGCCCUUGGGCUUUGUUUAAAUCGCCCUGCAUCAUUUCACCCCAAUCCCCUUUCUAUGAUCUCGCCCACCACCCAAAAACGCUACCAGAGAGAACACAGGAAUUAAACCAACAUCGCAGGGUUUGACAAUGAAUGUACUGAAACACAUUGACUCUCCUCACUGGUCGUGCUUUAAUUAUACAACUUGCUUUCUCAAUGGCUGUGCUGUUAAAUGUAUAGGUAAGGCCUAUUUGCAGUGAAAGACAACAUUGGGGCUGUACUACCAGUAUGCAUCAACCACACGUGCUCGCUAGCUUGCUAGCUAGCUGUGCCCCUACCCCACACAAGUACUGUAUUCAAUCUGCACUGUCGUUAGCUUUAUCCCAUGCUGGGUCUGAUCCAAUGAUUUGUACGCUGUCAAACCUGGGCACAGUCUCAGCAGCAUCCAGAGAUUAUACCAAAUAUAAGGAAGAGCUGUUUUCUCUCCACAUGCAAGAUGUAACAACCACUCUCUCCGAUCCAAAGUGUUUCUGUAAACAAUCCUAAACCCAAACUGCUGCUAUGGUGGAAUGUUGACAGCUCUGGAUUACAGUCGAGGCUGUUCAAUUGCUCGCAACCAGCUCCAUGGGAAUAAUGAUAUUAUCGCACACCUUGCCAAAUUUGGUAAGUUCUGUUGUGUGUAGAUGAGUCACAUUCAAAACAAAGCAGCAGAUGAAUUGUAACUAAAGAAUCUGGGAUGAAUCUGUGCAUUUUUCUGUGAUGUUAGCUUAUCAGACUGUGCCCAUAUGUAGAGUGUAGUUGAAGGCAUUAAUUCUGCCACGAUAUUGAGCAUUCAAAUUCUGAGAUGUUGAGGGUAAAUUUCCUAUUGUAACAUUCAGAUUUUCUUCCACGUUGCAUUAUGAUGAAUAAAACUCAGAGGUAUAGUUGAGGGGCAAAAUCCACCUUGAUUAAGUUAGGCUUCUGGACUUCACAAAAAUAGAUAUGAUCUCAACAGCAGUGGUGGACGGCUGGAGUAUUUUUCUUUUUUGGUUCCUUCCUAAGAGAAACAUACCUAGCAUUCUUAAAAGUAGUCAGCAGCAUUACACUUUACUCGUACCACAGAGCAUUUCUGAAUGGCUUGAUUUCUUCAGAUUAAAUGUAACUGCUGAGCAGGGUCAAGUACUAGGCCACAUACUAUACAGUAGCAUUCCUUUCCAACACUUUCAGCUCAAACACUGUGCCCAUUGCUUAAGACUGUGUUCUGUAACAGCUGCAGAGUAGCUGCCUCAAACAUUCCUCCUUGGUAAACAUGGGUGGGGCCCUCAGUUCACCCAAGGGCUUGUUCUAUGAUUUUGUCUCCUACAGGAACUCUGUACACAAGCCAUAGAACGCACUGAUGCUCCCAAUGCCUCCUUUGCAAAGAAUAAAACAUUUUUUAAAAAGAA